CCUCCGUUCAGUGUAAAGCGUCAGCUUGAGCUCUGUCUUCAACUCUCUUCUCUGGUGAAUGUAAAUGAUGGAAACAUUGGUGACGUUCCUCCUCACUGGAUCUCUGAUACAAGGUGUUUUGUGUGGCUUUAAUAUCAAUCUACCAAAAAAAGUAGAAGCUCUGAAAGGAUCCUGUGUUUUCAUCCCCUGCACAUUUGAUAUUGAUCAAGAAUAUAAAGCUGACCUCACUGACAGUGCAAAGAGAAUGUGGUUUAAAGUCGGAAGAAGUAUAGCUGUGUUUGACUCCAGCAGCCCCAACACUGGACUGUUAAAAGGAGAAAUAUUUGGCACUGCUACACAGAAAAACUGCACCACAAGCUUUGAUAAUGUUGAUCAGAGUCAUGAUGGGUCAUAUUACUUCAGAAUCGAAACCAGUGGUAAAUUGAAACAUAGCUACAAUGCUACACAGUUCCAAGUUGAAAUUGCCGUAGGAUCUCCACCCAAACCUACGCUGAUUGUCUUUAAUGAUCAGCAGGAGGUGAUGAAGACGGAAGAGGUGAUUGAGGGAAGUUCAGUGAGUCUGCGCUGCUCUACUAAGAUCUUCUGUCCGUCUCGUCCACCAUCUCUCACAUGGAGCUCGUCUUUCAUCGAGAGCGUCACAGGACGACAGUAUCAGAGCCAAACUGAGCUCAUCUCUGAUCUGAACUUCACUGUUUCUCACCGUCAUCACAGAGUCACUUUCACCUGCACUGCAACACACCAGAUACAGAAGCAGAAAACAACACAGCGCUUUCGUCUGCUACGCGUUCAGUAUGCUCCUAAAAACACAUCUGUGAGGAUAAAUCCAGCUGGUUUAGUUCUGGAGGGUCGUUCAGUGACUCUGAUCUGCAGCAGUGAUGCAAACCCAGCAGUGAACUACACCUGGUACAGAGACACUGAGAGACCUCUGAAUCCAGUUCAGACCGGACCAAACCUGACCAUCAACAACACCGACCCGACACACAGCGGACGAUACUACUGUACAGCUGAGAACAAACACGGCACACAGAACUCAUCAGUGCUGCUGGACGUCCAGUAUGCACCUAAAAACACAUCUGUGAGGAUAAAUCCAGCUGGUUUAGUUCUGGAGGGUCGUUCAGUGACUCUGAUCUGCAGCAGUGAUGCAAACCCAGCAGUGAACUACACCUGGUACAGAGACACUGAGAGACCUCUGAAUCCAGUUCAGACCGGACCAAACCUGACCAUCAACAACCUCGACCCGACACACAGCGGACGAUACUACUGUACAGCUGAGAACAAACACGGCACACAGACCUCAUCAGUGCUGCUGGACGUCCAGUAUGCUCCUAAAAACACAUCGGUGAGGAUUAAUCCAGCUGGUUUAGUUCUGGAGGGUCGUUCAGUGACUCUGAUCUGCAGCAGUGAUGCAAACCCAGCAGCGAAGUACACCUGGUACAGAGACACUGAGAGACCUCUGAAUCCAGUUCAGACCGGACCAAACCUGACCGUCAACAACACCGACCCGACACACAGCGGACAAUACUACUGUACAGCUAAGAACAAACACGGCACACAGACCUCAUCAGUGCUGCUGGACGUCCAGUAUGCACCUAAAAACACAUCUGUGAGGAUAAAUCCAACUAGUUUAGUUCUGGAGGGUCGUUCAGUGACUCUGAUCUGCAGCAGUGAUGCAAACCCAGCAGUGAACUACACCUGGUACAGAGACACUGAGAGACCUCUGAAUCCAGUUCAGACCGGACCAAACCUGACCAUCAACAACACCGACCCGACACACAGCGGACGAUACUACUGUACAGCUGAGAACAAACACGGCACACAGAACUCAUCAGUGCUGCUGGACGUCCAGUAUGCUCCUAAAAACACAUCGGUGAGGAUAAAUCCAGCUGGUUUAGUUCUGGAGGGUCGUUCAGUGACUCUGAUCUGCAGCAGUGAUGCAAACCCAGCAGUGAACUACACCUGGUACAGAGACACUGAGAGACCUCUGAAUCCAGUUCAGACCGGACCAAACCUGACCAUCAACAACACCGACCCGACACACAGCGGACGAUACUACUGUACAGCUGAGAACAAACACGGCACACAGAACUCAUCAGUGCUGCUGGACGUCCAGUUUGCACCCAAUAUCUCCAUCUCUUGCAGUCGAAGCAGUGUAACGGAGUGUGUGUGUGAGGCUCAUGGGAAUCCCUGUCCUACACUAGAGUGGCGUCUGUCUGGACGUGUGCUCACUAACUCUACAGAAACCUCCAUCAGUGAGGAGACGUUAGGAAGCACAGGAGUGAAGAGCGUCCUGAACAUCCAUCAGUCCCUCACAGACACGGACGUCCUGCAGUGUUUCAGCACAAACAAAUACGGCAGCGCCAGUCAACAGUUUCAGGAUGUCUCACCGCCACAAGACACAAGUUUCCAUCAUCCGUCGGUGCUGCUCGGAGCUGCUGUCGGAGCCUCAGUGAUGAUGAUCGCGUGCUUCGUGAUGCUCUGCUAUGAACGAAGAAGGAGAGAGAAACCUUCAGAAACCAGAGAAGACGACACAUCUGGAUUCAUUCUGACUCAAACAGCCGUUUCUCUGGAUAAUGACAGUGAGUCUGUUUACACCAAUAAAGGCAUGCUGUCAUCCACCGCACCGAGUGCACCUGAAUCUCUUCAUUAUUCCUCCAUUUACUUCACAAACGCUGACCCGCCGUCAGGAGAGAUCAGGGGCCUGUCCUCGCUGACCAGUGAAUACGCUGUGGUCCGACACUGUCCUCCAGGAGACACAGACACAGAGAACAACAUCUCAACAUCUGAGACAGAGCCCAAAAAAACAGACAUGACAGCAAAGAUCACAGACACGUCCUCACCGGCAUCAGAAGACGUGAUUUAUGAAAACACGAGCCAUCGCUACAGACAGAAGGAAGCACUGGUCAGCGCAGAUGAUGCUGAAAAACAAGAAUGAACCAAAACCUUUGAAUCUUUGAGCAACAAUUUAAGAGAUCCUUCAUCUAAAAAUAACAAUUACAAACCUACAGAACUUUCUUUCAUCUGCGGAACAUUAAAGAAGUUAUUUUAAGUGUUUAUUCCUCAUCGUUUUAACAGGAUAGAUCGCCCAAAAAGACAAAUUUGCUGUUAAUGUACUCGCCCUUAGGACAUUAACAAUCAACAGUCAAGAAGGUUUUUUUAUCUGAAACCGUGGUUCUUGGUGAUUCAUAAAAUGCCAAUCUGCAGCUACAGUCAUUCAUCACUAUUUCUAUAUCUAUGAAAAGGCCAAAAAAAAAAAACAAACACAUACAGGCAACACAAAA
Molecule: messenger RNA, 3278 nt
Organism: Carassius auratus (goldfish)
Lineage: Eukaryota; Metazoa; Chordata; Actinopteri; Cypriniformes; Cyprinidae
Product: B-cell receptor CD22-like
Exons: 13
Coding region: 65-2932 (955 amino acids)
Source: RefSeq, a predicted model, not a curated record